CUCACAAGUGCCCACAAGGACUGCCCCAUGCCCCAGGGCACGGACCCCGUGAACCCAGACUUGCCCUCUGUCGUGGCUUCAGACCAUGACACUGGAAAGGACAAACAGAUGGGUUUCUGCUGGGAUCCUUGGCAGACGUGCUUCCAGACCACCAACGGCUACCUGUCCGACUCCAGGUCCUGCUCCAGCAACUACAGCGUGGCAGCCCUGGCCACCUCGUCCCUCGUGGGAGUGGUGCAGAGCUUCAGGGACCACGUCACAAAGCCCACGGCCAUGGCCCGUGGCCGCGUUGCCCACCUCAUCGAGUGGAAGGGCUGGAGUGCCCAGCGGGCGGGCUGGGAGCUGCCCCCUGCCGACGACGACGAGCAUUACCGCCGCCUUCCGGACGAGCUGCGGGAGGCCCGCUUUGCCGCAGGGGUUGCCGAGCAGUUUGCCAUCACGGAGGCCACACUGAGCGCCUGGUCCUCGUUGGACGAUGGAGAGCUGGGCCUGGAGAGCAGCCCCACGGACGUCCUGCAGCUCCAGGACCUGGGGAGCGUCUGUCUCCAGGACAGCCUUCUGAGUGUCCGCUCGCAGGAUGACCGUCUUCUGGCCUUCUCCUCCCCCGACGGCUGGCCCUCCCCUGACGAGCCCCCCAGCCCUGGACGGCAGCUCCGGCCGCAGCUCCCAGGGGCCCUGGGGCCCGAGGGGGGGGCCGGACCGCAGGGCCCCCUCUGCUCCGGGGACGGCAGCCUGCCCUCCGAGGAGGAGGAUGAGGUGUUCUACAACUGA
This is a messenger RNA of Budorcas taxicolor (takin), 771 nucleotides long. RefSeq names its product family with sequence similarity 131 member C (gene FAM131C). The transcript has 6 exons. NCBI's taxonomy places the organism in Eukaryota, Metazoa, Chordata, Mammalia, Artiodactyla, Bovidae. Bases 28 to 771 code for a protein of 247 amino acids. The record is from RefSeq and is a predicted model, not a curated record.